AGACUCAUAACUCCACAUAACCAACCGCUUCGCAAUUUAAACUGCCUGUCUGUCUCUCUGUCUCUGUCUCUGUCUCUCUCUCUCUCUUUCUCGUCCCGCAUUUUUGCUUAUUUAUUUAUUUAUUUAUUUUUUUCUAUCUGAUCCAAAAAUUUCAAUCCCAAUUCUCCAAAUUUUAAUUGUAAUCCCAAUUCUGAAAUCAAAAUUCAACUUGAAUUGAUAUUUUACUUGGUUUGGAUUCCUUCUCUCUCCGCUUACUCUUUCCUUCUUGUUCUUCUAUUUCCUCUCCUUUUCCUCGCCCUUUCCUUUCUCCACCGAAUUUACCGCUAUCAGAAUUCUCUUUCUCUCUCUCAAAUUCCUCCUCCCUUCUAUUUAACGCCAUUUAUCUGUUUCCGUUUUUCCUCUUGUUUUCUUCAGGUUUCUCAUUUUCUCCUUCCGAACGAGUCAUGGAAAUCAUUUUCACCGAUAUGCAUCAUUUCUCCGAUCUAUUUCUCCCUCCAUUUUAAAUAACAGGGAAAGAAAGAAAGAUAAAACAUCUUAUUCUCCUAUGCAUAAUCUUUGUUGUAUAUCAACCGUAUCCGAUCAUUCCUCCACAAAUAACUUUCCAAUGGCAAUCACUUCUAGAUCCGACCCGAAUACCCGAUCUCUUAACCAAAGCCACACUUCUCAUUUCAACGGCAUCGAUUGCAAUAAUAAUAACAACAGCAGCAGCAAUACCACCAAUCUCCUCCUUCUUACGAACAGCAAUAACCGCCACCAGCGAAGCUUAACGGCGUCGCUUUCAGCGUUAACUGCGAAUGCGGUGUCGCUUCCGCGUGAACAACAGGUGGACGUUAGAAUAAAUGAUAUAGUAGGUAACGGAAUAUCAGGAAUUCUUUACAAGUGGGUGAAUUACGGUAAAGGAUGGCGACCUAGAUGGUUCGUUUUGCAAGAUGGCGUGUUGUCGUAUUAUAAAAUUCACGGUCCUGAUAAAAUCAUCGUUAAUCGAGAAACCGAGAAAGGAUCCAAAGUUAUCGGUGAAGAAUCCAUGCGCAGACUUUCUAGACCUAAUAAUAACAACGGUCAUUAUCAUCAGCCUAAGCGCAACCCCGUUGGUGAAAUCCAUCUCAAGGUGUCAUCGAUCCGCGAGAGUAGAUCAGAUGAUAAGAGAUUUUCGAUAUUCACCGGCACGAAACGGCUUCAUUUACGAGCGGAAACCCGUGAGGAUCGAUUAGCAUGGAUGGAGGCAUUACAGGCUGUAAAGGAUAUGUUUCCACGCAUGUCAAACAGCGAAUUAAUGGCUCCGAUAGAAAACGUUGUCGUUUCGACCGAGAAACUGAGGCAGCGUCUUCUAGAAGAAGGCGUUAGCGAAGCGGCUAUUGAGGAUAGCGAACAGAUCAUGAGGAAUGAGUUUUCUUCAUUGCAGAAUCAGAUUGUGCUGCUUAAACAAAAGCAGUGGCUUCUCAUCGACACAUUGCGACAGUUAGAGACAGAAAAGGUUGACCUGGAAAAUACAGUAGUUGAUGAAAGUCAAAGACAGUUCAAUGAUCAAGGCUCUUCUUCUAUCUUAAGACAAGACAAGUCUAGUGAAGCAAGUGCUACUGAAUCUGAUGAUGAUAAUGAAAGAGUUGAUGCUGCAGAGGAAGAAACUGAUGAUGAAGAGAAUACAUUCUUUGAUACUCGUGACUUUCUAUCAUCAGGUUCCUUCAAAAGUAGUGGAUCUGAUUUUCGGACAUCGUCUUUCUCUUCUGAUGACGAAGGGUUUUUUCCGCUUGAAUCAGAAGAUGAUAUUGAUCCUUCUAUUAAAACUGUUGGGAAAAAUUAUCCUCAUGUGAAGCGGCGGAAGAAAUUACCUGACCCAGUUGAAAAAGAAAAAGGUGUCAGCCUUUGGUCAAUGAUUAAGGAUAACAUUGGGAAGGACCUCACUAAAGUUUGUCUUCCAGUUUAUUUUAAUGAACCUCUCUCUUCUCUGCAAAAGUGUUUUGAAGAUUUGGAAUACUCAUACCUGCUCGACCGAGCGUAUUCUUGGGGAAGAAGGGGUAAUAGCCUUAUGAGGAUUCUUAAUGUGGCUGCUUUUGCUGUAUCUGGAUAUGCUUCAACUGAGGGAAGGAUUUGCAAGCCAUUUAAUCCCUUAUUAGGGGAAACAUAUGAAGCAGACUAUCCAGAUAAAGGCCUUCGGUUUUUCUCUGAGAAGGUCAGUCACCACCCAAUGGUUGUUGCUUGUCACUGUGAGGGUACCGGAUGGAAAUUUUGGGGAGAUAGCAAUUUAAAAAGCAAAUUUUGGGGUCGCUCAAUUCAACUUGAUCCUGUUGGUGUUUUGACUUUGGAAUUCGAUGAUGGAGAAGUUUUUCAAUGGAGCAAGGUAACAACAUCAAUAUACAAUCUCAUAUUGGGAAAACUAUACUGUGAUCACUAUGGUACAAUGCGAAUAGAGGGAAAUCGCGAGUACUCGUGCAAACUAAAAUUUAAGGAACAAUCCAUCAUAGAUCGAAAUCCUCACCAGGUUCAAGGAAUUGUUCAAGAUAGGUAUGGUAAAAGAGUGGCCACUGUUUUUGGAAAAUGGGAUGAAAGUAUUCAUUAUGUCAACGGUGAUUGUUCUGGGAAGGGAAAAGGAUUUGAGUCUGAAAACGAUGCCCAAUUACUCUGGAAAAGAAGCAGGCCGCCUCAGUUUCCAACGAGAUAUAACUUGACACGCUUUGCUAUAACAUUGAAUGAGCUCACUCCAGGACUAAAGGAAAAGUUGCCACCUACAGAUUCAAGGCUUAGACCUGAUCAAAGAUACUUGGAAAAUGGUGAGUUUGAGAUGGCAAAUUCAGAGAAAUUGCGACUUGAACAGCGUCAACGCCAGGCCCGAAAGAUGCAAGAGAGGGGCUGGAAACCGCGCUGGUUUGCAAAGGAUAAAGGAAGUGAUGGCUACCGUUAUAUUGGUGGAUACUGGGAGGCCAGAGAACAGGGAAUUUGGGACUCGUGCCCUGAUAUAUUUGGUCAAGUUCCUGCAGAACAGCUAACUGAUUAAAGUUCGAUUUCCAUCUAUUCUUUUUGAGAAAUUUUUUGGGGAUAGGUAGUGGACAACUGCUGGACUCGGUUCACCUAAGAAUUUUUCCAGCCGUUGGUGUGUGCAGUUGAGAGUUGCCCCUAUGAAAUCCAUGUAAGUAAAAUUAAGAAGCAUAGUAAAAGAUAUUCUUUUUCUUU
Messenger RNA from Ricinus communis (castor bean), 3168 nucleotides. RefSeq names its product oxysterol-binding protein-related protein 1C. Gene Ontology annotation, cellular component: cytosol; intracellular membrane-bounded organelle; membrane. Gene Ontology annotation, molecular function: sterol binding. Bases 545 to 2992 code for a protein of 815 amino acids. The record is from RefSeq and is a predicted model, not a curated record. The transcript has 10 exons. Lineage: Eukaryota; Viridiplantae; Streptophyta; Magnoliopsida; Malpighiales; Euphorbiaceae.